AUGCUCCCUCUGAAAAUCGGGAUAGGAAAUAUUUGGCUUAUAAACAUGGCAACCUCCGCAGCUCGAAUUCUCAAGAAGAAACAUUAUCGAGUUAAACACCAAAAAGUUAAAUUAUUUCGCGCCAAUGAUCCAAUGCUCAGUGUUUUCAUGUGGGGAAUAAAUCAUUCAAUUAACGAGCUGUCGCAUUGUCUCAUCCCCACACUCCUCCUGCCGGAUCACUUUCGUGCAAAUUCCAAAAUUAAAGUGGACAAUCAUCUUUUCAAUAAAGAAAAUAUGCCAUCACAUUUCAAAUUUAAGGAGUAUUGCCCUAUUGUAUUCAAAAACCUUCGUGAGCGUUUCGGGAUUGAUGAUUCAGACUUCAGAGAUUCACUAACACGUUCUGAGCCGAUCCAAAUGGAUUCAUCAGGAAAGUCGGGAGCGAAAUUUUAUCGCUCUUUUGAUAACAUCUACGUCAUUAAAUCAUUAACUUCAGAAGAGGUUGAGCGGAUGCAUUCAUUUUUGAAACAUUAUCAUCCAUAUGUUGUUGAAAAACAUGGAAGUACUCUCUUACCGAACUUCCUUGGAAUGUACAGAUUAACUGUCGAUGGAGUUCAGUAUUACUUUACAAUUAUGAGGAAUGUCUUCAGUUCACAUUUAAAGAUACACCAGAAAUUCGACCUUAAAGGUUCAACAGUCGAUAGAAGUUGUAAUGAAAACGAGUUAAAUAAGUCGUUACCAACAUUCAAAGACAAUGACUUCACAAGACAAGGUAUUAAGAUCUCAAUUGGACCAGCUGCAAAAGAAAAACUACACGAGACGCUCGCAUCAGAUGUUGAAUUUCUCACGAAACUCCAUUUAAUGGAUUAUUCAUUAUUGAUUGGCAUACACGAUAUUCAGGCUGAAGAUGCCGCAACUGAGUUAAGUGAUGCUCAUCACGACACUGAUGACAGUGAAUGUGAACGGGUAAUUUUAGCAUUUCUUAUCAGCAUGAGAUGGGAAAAUACUCCGCCAGAUUCUCCAAGACAAAUUGAAGUGCACACGAUAAAUCCAGACUCAGAUGUCUAUGCGAUACCAAGUAAAGAAGAAAAUAAAUUCAUCUACUUCAUUGCAAUAAUUGAUCCAUUAACAAACUACGGUUUCAAAAAACAGGCUGCAAAAGCCGCAAAAACAGUGAAAUACGGCAGCAAUGUUGAUGGUAUAAGCACGUGUGAUCCUGAACAGUAUGGAAAACGGUUCCUUGAGUUUAUCCUGGAUAGAGUUAUAGAUUCAGUACCCAUAGUAAAUAAAAUAUUUCUGUGGGAUUUAAAGUUAAAUAAGGUAAUAAUGGACGCUGAACUAUUACGACAACGAGAGUUGUUCAAGAAACGAGCAUUAGCAACACCAACUGUUGAAAAGAAACUUCGAGCUGAAAGUUCAUCGUCGUCUGCAACAUCAAGCAAGAAACCUUUAGCACCAUGGGAAUCAAAAACACCUACUCCAAAAGAGCCAAUGAGCUACAAAACAAUGACUGGAAGUUCACAAAAAAGAUUUGCUAUCCUUACAAAAAUUGUGAAUUACAUGAAAGAGCGACAUUUGAACGGAGAGGAACAUUCACUUUCAAUAGAAGAGAUUUUAGAUGAAACAAAUCAAUUAGACAUUGGAGGCUCCACAAAAACAGUAAUUUAUGAUGUUUUAUCAAUAAUGAAGUUUUGCGAGUUUUUUCUUUUGAUAUUUCAGUGGUUGCUAACAGAAGCACUUCCGAACAACCCAAAACUUGAUCAUUUGGAAGGUCGAUUUCAAUUUAAACCAAUGUAUAAAAUAAAAGAUGGUAAAAGUCUUUUACGACUUUUAAAACAACAUGAUCUGAAAGGCAUUGGAGGUGUUCUUCUUGAUGAUAUUCAAGAAUCGUUGCCUCACUGUGAAAAAGUAUUAAAACAUCGAGCACCUGAAAUAGUUUUCAUCACACGGCCUAUUGACAAGAAAAAGAUCUUAUUUUAUAACGAUAAGUCAGCAAAUUUCUCUGUUGAUGAAGAAUUUCAGAAGCUUUGGCGUUCAUCAACAGUUAAUGCCAUUGAUGAUGCCAAGAUAGAAGAAUAUCUUGAAAAACAGGGUAUUCGAUCAAUGCAAGAUCAUGGAAUCAGAAAGCCUAUGAUUCCGAAAAGAAAGAAACUAGCAAAUAAGAAGAGACAGUUUAAGAGGCCAAGAGAUAAUGAACAUUUAGCUGACAUUUUAGAAACAUAUGAAGUUGGAAUCGAAAUGAAGGCUGAAAAAUACGCGACAAUAGUUUCCUUCUUGGCUAUUUUCAUUAUCGUUAUUGGAUUGACAGCUCUUGUUGUCGGAUUUGCUAUUUUUGUGAAACCAAAAAAAUUCUAUCAAACUGAUCGUCUUGUUGUUUCAAAACAAGCUUGGGGUUACAAAUGUGAACACAACUUGUGUAAGAAAGUAGAGUUGACUGAAGCCAACAUCAAAACUGCUGUGAGUUUAUCAGUCUGUCGCAUUUAUUGCAAUGAAGAUAUUGGAACAGUUUGGCCGAAACCAACCGGCGAAGUCGUGAUUUCUAAUAAUGUUGUGAAAAUAAAUCCAGAAGAAAUCGUUUUUAAGACGAACAACUUCAAGAAAGAGCCAGCAUAUUGGGCAAUGGCUGAAGAACGUUUCAUGGGAAUGCAACAGAAGAAAACUCCAAAAAAUUAUGAUCCGAAGACAGGAGGGAAGGCAUUGAUCGUUGAUGUCGCUGUUGAAACUGAUGAUAUGAUUUUCAAUUUAGACACCAAAGAAAGUUACAAGUUAGAAAUCUCAGAAAAUCCAUCCGAAGGCGUUCAUGCAAUUAUUACAGCGCCCAACUUUUAUGGUGCAAGAAAUGCCCUCGAAACUUUAUCUCAACUUAUCGUUUACGACAACAUAAGAAAUGAGAUGUUGAUCGUGGGUGAAUUAAAAAUCAAUGACGAGCCUAAAUUUAAAUAUCGUGGAGUCCUUCUCGAUACAUCGCGCAAUUACUUCUCAGUCGAUGCUAUUAAGAGAACAAUUGAAGGAAUGGCGAUGGUGAAACUUAACACUUUCCAUUGGCACAUCACUGACUCGCAUAGCUUUCCCUUUGUGGUGAAAUCUCAACCAGAACUGUCGAGACUUGGAGCUUAUUCGCCUGAGAAAGUUUACACUUCAUCAGAUAUUGAAGACAUUGUUCGAUUUGCAAAAGCUCGCGGUGUUCGUGUUCUUCCUGAAUUUGAUGCACCAGCGCAUGUUGGCGAAGGUUGGCAAAAGAAAGAUUUAACGACAUGCUUCAAUUCACAACCAUGGAAAGAUUUUUGUGUCGAACCGCCAUGUGGUCAAUUAGAUCCAUCGAAAGAUGAAGUUUACAAUGUUCUCGAAGAUAUUUACCGUGAAAUGGUUGAAUCAUUCGCUUAUCCUGAUCUCUUCCACAUGGGUGGCGAUGAAGUUUCUGUCUCAUGUUGGAACUCAAGUGAAUCACUUCAAAAAUGGAUGUUAGAGAAAGGUUGGGGGCUGACUGAGAGUGACUUCAUGCAAUUGUGGGGACAUUUCCAAGAUAAUGCACUCGCAAGACUAGAUAAAGUGAAUUUCCAACAAGUCCCGAUUAUUUUGUGGACCAGUCGGUUGACUGAAGAGCCAUUUUUGACAAAAUAUCUCGACAAAAGUCGAUACAUCAUUCAGAUUUGGACAAAGGGUGAUGAUCCUAAAGUGACAACACUUCUUGAAAAUGGCUACAAAAUGAUUGUGUCGAAUUACGAUGCCUUGUAUCUUGAUUGUGGAUUUGAAGCGUGGGUGACUGAAGGUAAUAAUUGGUGUUCACCUUACAUUGGAUGGCAGAAAAUUUAUGACAAUAGAAUGGAAACUGUUGGUGGGCCUUAUGUUAAUCAAAUUUAUGGAGCUGAAGCAGCUUUAUGGAGUGAACAAGCAGAUGAACAUUCUUUAGAUUCUCGUCUGUGGCCACGACUUUCUGCACUUGCUGAAAGACUUUGGUCAAAUCCAAUGGGUUCAUGGCGUACUGCUGAAUCUAGAAUGCUUGUGAAUCGUUACCGUUUAGCCAACAUUGGUGGAAUUGGAGCUGAAGUUUUACAACCGCAAUGGUGCUUACAAAACGAAGGCGAAUGUCCAAUAUGAUUCUCGAAUAUCCAACAAGAUUUCUAACAUUAUGAGAUGUCUUUGAAUCUUAUGAUCUCAAUGAUCUUCAUGUUGAUAUUCAAUUAAUUAUAUUCUGCAUUUUUUUAUAACACUUUUUGAUUCGAUGCAAAUAAAAAAAGAAUAAAAAAGAUCAAAAAUUUUAUCUUUUCACA
Clunio marinus is the source of this 4247-nucleotide messenger RNA. The record is from the annotation of a GenBank genome assembly. Lineage: Eukaryota; Metazoa; Arthropoda; Insecta; Diptera; Chironomidae.